This is a messenger RNA of Acanthoscelides obtectus, 2364 nucleotides long. The record is from the annotation of a GenBank genome assembly. Lineage: Eukaryota; Metazoa; Arthropoda; Insecta; Coleoptera; Chrysomelidae.
AUGGGGAAACGCAAGAGAAGCCGAUCCAGCGACAAACUAUCGCGUAGAGACUUACAAAAAACAAUUAAUGAGCUUCGCGAUAGACUAAACAGGCAGGAGCGAGAUCGUAGGUCCCAUUCACGUCGGCACAGUCGAAGCAUUUCUCCGAGGAGGCCCCGCUCUAGUUCGCGCAGUCGAUCCUUAGUACAGGACCGUACUUCGAUAAAAAGAAGGGGGGUGCCAGAUUCGGAGGAUCGUAACCACAAUUAUACGACUCGGAAACGUCGAACUUUGGACAAACCGACUUCCGAAUAUCAAUACUCUAGGAAUUCAUCGAGAGAACGUCGGGUUUCGCACAGCCCAACUUCCAAUCGAUACCAAAAUCCUAGAAAUACAUCGAGAGAGCGUCGGUUUUUGAACAGCCCGACUUCUUCACGAUUUUCAAAAGAAAAAAUAGACCGACGUAGCAUGAGCCGAGCCUCGUACGACUCGGCGAGUGUCACCAGUGGUAGAAGCCCGGCAUCGAACUGUCCGGCUAUAAACCAAGACCAUCCGGAACUGGAUGACCUAGAUACACUCGUACUCCAAGACGACAUAAAUUUACAAGCUGAAAACACUGAGAAUGAGGCGGAGCAACUUCCAGAGUGCAUUAAAGAGGUAUUAGGCAUUGACACUGACACCGAAACAAAACAGUCGUAUCAUCUCAAUGAUGCUAUAAGACAAGUUUGGUCACAAACAAUAGCCCAAGGCAUAGGAAAGGAAAAUAUGGAUCAAAUUUUGGAUCGCCAUAGGCCUCCCAAUAAUUUUCCUACUCUUGAUCCUCCAAAAGUCAACCCGGAAGUUGCUCACAUUCUUUCUCAAGCAUAUGUUAAGAGGGACCAAUGCCAUGCAAGAUAUCAGCUAUUGGUGGGAAAAAGUACAAGUGCGCUUGGCAAAUGCAUGAAUUAUGUCAUCAAUGAAAUCAAGAAUAAUGUUGAUUCUGAUCUAAAAAUGCACUUGCUACCACAUCUAGCAGAUGUGGGCACAUUCAUGACCCAGCUAUUCCAUGAGAUCUCGACGACCCGUAGGGAAUAUAUUUCACAACUUCUCUCCAAAUCGGUGAAAGAUACCAUCAAAGAGACUAUUCCGGGGGAAUAUCUAUACGGCACCGAUUUGGCAGAAAAGAUUAAAAUGGCAAAAAUUGCAGAAAAAGCUGGGAACGACUUAAGACAAGACGGUUAUAGCAACAAGGCAGGGCCAUCCGGCAUCAGAAGAGGGGGGGGCACACCUCUCAGCGCCAGCAUGGCAACGCCCGCCUCGCCAGUCAGGGAGGGACUCGGGGCCGAGGAAAGGGCAAACCUCCAAGCAAAGUCGCCCCCCAGGGAGCAGAUACCAAUAAAGUUCAACCCACCCUCUGGCCAACAGAUUAACAUUAGUGGCCGCGAAAUUAUCCGGCAGGGGUUUCAACUGAGAGGAAUAUCGGAUGAGGCGGUAGAGACCAUAAUCGAUUCAAUAUCGACAGCUACGAUCAGCCAGUAUGCGUGUACUUACCGUCUAUGGUAUAAGUACUGUGAAGAGAAGCAGAUACCAGUAUUUCAGGCAAACGUCCUGCAGGUAAUAGAAUUCCUUCAGAACAUUAUCAAUACAACUGAACUAAAUUAUGGAAGUUUAAACAGCCACAGAUCUGCGAUCUCCCUUAUAUCCUCCGAUAGCCUAGGUUCACACCCCCUGAUAAAACGGUUCAUGAAAGGGGUAGCCAGAAGACGACCAAUGAACCCCAGGUAUAGGUUCACGUGGGAUCCUCAACCAGUUCUUACAGCAUUAGGAAAUCUCCCUAACAACCAACUUAAAAGCCUCACCCACAAACUGGUGACCCUACUUUCACUGGUAACAGGUGGCCGCCUUCAAACGAUCUCUUUAAUCCGGGUAUCAAACAUUCACAGAGACGAAACCAGAUUACAAAUAAUGAUUACGGACCCAGUAAAGACGUCACUUAGCCUCAAUGAUCAGCCUUUUCUGAGUCUCCCGUUCUUCACACCAAAUCCCAACAUAUGCCCAGCCUCAACAGUGCUGCAGUACUUAGAGUCAACGAAAGAAAUCCGAAAUAAUGAAGAUUUCUUAUUUUUAACUUAUGUAAAACCCCAUAAAAAAGCAACAAAGCAAACCCUUGCCCGUUGGGUAAAACAGACACUUAUGUCAUCGGGAGUAAAUACGACUGUAUUUAAACCUCAUUCAACUAGGCACGCAGCAACAUCAGCAGUCCGUAGGGCAGGGCUGUCGGUAGACACUAUUUGUAAAACUGCAGGCUGGUCUCAGAAGACGGCAACCUUUGCAAGGUUCUACGACCGACCACUACAAGCGGAUGAUGACUUUGCAAACACGAUACUCUCAACGAGUAUAAAGUAG